Molecule: messenger RNA, 2542 nt
Organism: Heteronotia binoei (common prickly gecko)
Lineage: Eukaryota; Metazoa; Chordata; Lepidosauria; Squamata; Gekkonidae
Gene: ACAP2
Product: ArfGAP with coiled-coil, ankyrin repeat and PH domains 2
Exons: 24
Coding region: 69-2435 (788 amino acids)
Cellular component (GO): endosome membrane; cytoplasm
Molecular function (GO): GTPase activator activity; protein binding
Source: RefSeq, a predicted model, not a curated record
CCGAAGCCGCCGCCGCGGCCCUGAGGCGAGAAAAGGAAGGCUCGUCUGGGCGGCGAUGCGCAGGAGAGAUGAGGGUGGCCGUCGACUUCGAGGAGUGCCUCAAGGACUCGCCCCGCUUCAGGGCUGCUCUAGAAGAAGUAGAAGGAGAUGUGACGGAGCUGGAACUGAAGCUGGAGAAGCUGGUGAAGCUUUGCAUUGCUAUGAUUGACACGGGGAAAGCCUUCUGCUUGGCCAACAAGCAGUUCAUGAAUGGCAUUCGAGACCUUGCCCACUACUCCAGUCAAGAUGCUCUAGUGGAGACCAGCCUGACCAAGUUCUCCGACAGCCUCCAAGAGAUGGUCGAUUAUCACACCAUCCUGUUUGACCAAACGCAGAGAUCAAUUAAAACACAGCUUCAGACGUUUGUUAAAGAAGAUAUCAGGAAAUUUAAAGAUGCCAAGAAGCAGUUUGAGAAAGUCAGUGAAGAGAAAGAGAACGCGCUAGCCAAGAAUGCGCAGGUCCCAAGAACCAAGCAGCAUGAGGUCGAGGAAGCCACUCACAUCCUGACUGCCACUCGGAAGUGCUUCCGCCACAUCGCCCUCGACUACGUUCUCCAGAUCAAUGUGCUUCAGUCAAAGAGGAGAUCAGAGAUCCUAAAAUCAAUGCUGUCCUUCAUGUAUGCCCACCUGGCCUUCUUCCAUCAAGGCUAUGACCUUUUUAGCGAGCUCGGACCCUACAUGAAAGACCUCGGCGCUCAGCUGGACCGACUGGCCACGGAUGCUGCGAAGGAGAAGAGGGAGAUGGAGCACAAGCACUCCACCAUUCAGCAAAAGGAUUUCUCCAGCGAUGAGACCAAGUUGGAAUACAAUGUGGAUGCAGCCAACGGCAUUGUUAUGGAGGGGUACCUUUUCAAGCGAGCCAGCAACGCCUUCAAGACCUGGAACAGGAAAAGGCCCGAUCGCACCAGGCGCUGGUUCUCCAUACAGAACAACCAGCUGGUCUACCAGAAGAAGUUCAAGGAUAGCCCCACGGUUGUGGUGGAAGAUCUGCGGCUGUGCACAGUCAAGCCCUGCGAGGACAUUGAGAGGCGCUUCUGCUUCGAAGUGGUCUCUCCAACAAAGAGCUGCAUCCUGCAGGCCGACUCAGAGAAGCUGCGGCAGGCGUGGAUCCAGGCCGUGCAAGCCAGCAUCGCCACUGCCUACCGGGAGAAGGGGGAGGAGGCCGAGGCAAGUGCUCGGAAGCCAGCCCCGUCGGCAGGGAGCCCCGAGUCUGCUGGGGAGGCCAGAGAGAGGCUGCUGAAAGGGGAGAGCGCCUUCCAGAGGGUCCAGAGCAUCCCUGGCAACGCUGUGUGCUGCGACUGUGGCCUGGCGGACCCUCGCUGGGCCAGCAUCAACCUGGGCAUCACGCUGUGCAUCGAGUGCUCGGGCAUCCACAGGAGCCUGGGGGUCCAUUUCUCCAAAGUCCGGUCCUUAACCCUCGAUUCGUGGGAACCAGAGCUCCUCAAGCUCAUGUGUGAAUUGGGGAACGAUGUCAUAAACAGAAUUUAUGAAGCACAGAAUGAAAAAAUGGGAGUGAAGAAGCCUCUACCUGGGAGCCAGAGGCAGGAGAAGGAAGCCUAUAUCCGGGCCAAGUAUGUGGAAAGGAGGUUUGUGGAAAGAGACCCCGCCCCUUCUGAGGGUCCCGGAGUGAAAGCCCCGCCUCCCAGCCAGGAAGCAAAAAGGCACAGCGGGCCGGAAAAGCCCCCCGGGGCCCCGGAGGCUCUGGCUGCCUCCCCUAAAGUGCGGAGUAAUGACAGCGGAUUCCAGCAUAGCUCCGAGGACAGCAGGGAGCAUCUGGCCUCCACCCUCUCCGCCAACACUUUGCACGAGGCCGAGGCAGGUGAGAAGCAGGAGGAGGCUGCUGCCGCUGCUAACUCCAGCAGAGAGUCCAUCGCCGGGCUGCAGCUGUCCUGGGCCUCCUAUGAGAAGAGCCUCCCUCAGAUGGCAAAGGCCCUGGCCCACGGGGCAGCCGUGAACUGGGUCAACGUGGAGGAGAACGGGUCCACGCCUCUAAUCCAGGCCGUCCGUGGGGGCUCUCUGGUCAGCUGUGAGUUCCUGCUCCAGAACGGGGCCAACGUGAAUCUCCGGGAUGCCCACGGCAGGGGGCCCCUGCACCACGCCACGGUGCUGGGCCACACUGGGCAAGUGUGUCUGUUCCUGAAACGAGGGGCCAACCAACACGCCACCGAUGAAGAAGGGAAAGACCCCCUGAGCGUCGCAGUGGAAGCAGCCAAUGCAGAUAUCGUGACGUUGCUGCGCUUGGCAAGGAUGAAUGAAGAGAUGCGGGAAUCCGAAGGACUCUACGGCCAGCCAGGAGAUGAAACCUACCAGGACAUCUUCCGUGACUUUUCCCAAAUGGCGUCCAAUAAUCCUGAGAAGCUGAACCGCUUUCAGCCGCCAGACACCCAGAAGCCCUGAAGGGUCAAAGGGCAAAAGGAGCAAGAAUUGAUGCUCCCCCCCCCAUGCAGAGCUGUAAUUCUCCCCCAUCCCUUUCUUUUUUUAUAUACAUUAAAAGGCUUUGGUUA